CAUCAACCUUCAGUUUACAACCAUUACAAUUAAAUGUCGUAGCUAGUUAGUCUAGUAUUUUGACAAGUAGCAUUCAUGCAUUGCUCCGCGAAGCUCCGUUGAGUCGUAACGCCCGGCGGCGGCCAAGACGGUACUGCCUAGCCUGCACUUGAGCUGUGUAGCGGGUAUAAAGUUACCCGACAGAGCAGAGCUCUUCUUCCCACUCCCAGACCCGAUGGCGAUGUCGAUGGGAGGGAAGGGCCGGGGAUCCGGGACGUCGAUUGCUGCUGGGCUGAGCUGGGGUUCUUUAUGCAUAAGGAGAUAUAGUUUGUGCAUAAGAGGACUCUUCAAUCUGCCUCAACGACCAUACUCUAGCACAGUACCCAUAGGGCCUAACCGAAGCACCAUCAUGCAAAGCAACACUGCACCCCAGCCCCAGGCCACUAAAGCAAAGGCCUCUUCCCUCCUUAAUGGUGAUGUUGGAGGUACAAUAAAGGGAUCCCAUGAUGUCAAAGAGCCUGGGCCUGGGGCUGCUCAACAGUGGAAGGAGGGGGUUGGAAUGAGAGAAGGCGAGGAGAAUUUCUUGAGGAAUUUCUUUGAGCUGAUAUUAGAAGAGGGCAUCUCAAAGCCUCUUGGUGCAAAAUGCAAAGUAAUCAAUUUCCAGCAUCCCCAUGAGCUCAAGAAUCAGAUGGAUUUUACAAUUAAGGAUGAUCCAGAAUCACAUGAAAGCCUCCUUGAUCUCUGCAAACAGACCUAUGACCAUAGCGUCAAAGUCAGUCAUCCUCAGUUUUACAAUCAGCUCUUUGCCGGACAGGAUAUGUACGGUUUAGCUGGUGCAUGGAUGACAGAGAGUCUCAACGAAAGCCAGUACACUUAUGAAGUUGCACCUGUGUUUACUCUGAUUGAGCAAGAAGUCCUCUCAAAGCUGAGAGAAUUGUGUGGCUACAAGAGUGGUGAUGGUAUCUUCUGUCCAGGUGGCUCACUAGGUAACAUGUAUGCAAUCAACCAUGCCAGGUAUAUGGUGAAUGAAGACUACAAGGAGAAUGGUAACUUCAACUCCAAGCCUCUACAAAUAUUCACUUCUGAUCAGAGCCACUAUUCACUCCUGAAAGGUUCAGCAUUCCUGGGGAUAGGAACUAACAAUGUCAUCAAAAUAGAAACAGACAAAAAUGGUAGAAUGAUACCAGAGGCACUAGAUAGAGCAAUUUCUGCUGCAAAGUUGAAUGGUGCCAUUCCUCUAAUGGUAGUUGCUACAAGUGGGACUACAGUCUAUGGAGCCUAUGACCCUUUAAAUGAGAUUGCAGACAUAUGUGUCAAAUAUGGAAUCUGGUUCCAUAUAGAUGCUGCCUGGGGUGGUAGUGCCCUUCUUUCAUCUACUUAUAGACAUUACCUUGAUGGCAUCCACCGGUCUAACUCAGUCACAUGGUGUCAACAUAAGAUGAUGGGGGUUCCCCUGCAAUGCUCUGCAUUCCUAUUGAAUGGCAAUGAAACCCUGAUGAACCGAUGCAUGAGUGCCAAGGCCAAGUACCUGUUCCAGCAAGAUAAGUUCUAUGACAUUAGUUAUGAUACGGGUGACAAGUCCCUCCAAUGUGGCCGUAAGGUAGAUGCUUUCCGUCUCUGGCUUAUGUGGAAGGCUAAAGGCAAUAAGGGCUUUGAGGCAGAGAUAGACCACAAGUUUGCCAUAUCAAGGUAUUUCACUCAGCUUCUUCAUGAGCGAGAUGGAUUUGAAGUUCUGAUGGAGCCUCAGUGCACAAAUGUAUGUUUCUGGUUCAUCCCAGCAAGCCUCAGAGAUGAGGAAAGAACACCAGAGUUUUGGGAGAGACUUAGUAAGGUUGCCCCUGCUAUCAAGGAAGGUAUGGUGUUAGAAGGAUCAAUGCUGAUUGGAUACCAGCCCAAUGGUGACCACAUCAACUUCUUCAGAAUUAUAUUCUCCAAUGCACGUGUUACAAAGGAGAGUGUUGCAUUCGUUCUUGAUGAGAUUGAUCGUUUGGGACGAGAUCUUCAGGUUUAAAUCCCUCUCUGUCCUCUCUAUUUCUCUCUCUCUCUUUCUCUCUCUCUCUCUCUCUCUCUCUCCUUCCUCUCUCCCUCUCUUCCCCUCUCUCUCUCUCUCUCUCCCUCUCUUCCCCUCUCUCUCUCUCUCCCUCUCUCUCUCUCCCUCUCUCUCUCUUUCUAUCUUAUUCUAAUUCUCUCUCAUUCUGUUUUUCUGAUUCUCUAUCACUUUCAUCUUUCCCCUGUUUCUUUGGUCUUAAAGGAUAUCAUAAAAUCAUAAAGUUGUUCAAACAUUAUUAGUUUCUCUGUCUGCCACAGGAAGCUUGACUCGCAAGAUAGUGUAAAAAAUACAUUAUAUUCUUAAGUUUUCUAACCCUCGAUCUUCAGUCACGUAAGAAUAAAUUUCCAUAUAUUUGAUUACUACAAUGUAGAUACAAUUAAUCCAUUUCUUUCCAAAAUAUGUGACAGAUGUAGAAUGAAUCUCAGUAUCGAUGUACAAGGGUUGCUUAUCAUUCAUGUGGAUAUCCCUUCAAAUAUGAGCGUACUUGUAACAAAGGUUUCCUUCAUAAAUGUUAAUGCCCUAUCUUGCAUUAUGUGUCAAAUUCUAAAGACUGCCCUCCUAAUCUUUAAAAUCAUUUUUUUAAACUAACUAAGAAAUAAUCAUGAACAACUGUAACUUUGAGCUACAAAUGAAGAUAAUAAAAUAAGGUGUUAAUAAAGGUGCUUGCAAUGAUUUUAGUACUAACAAAAAAGAACAAAUAUAUUUGAAGUGAACUGUAAUUGAUAACAAUUCAAGAUAUAUCAUAUUUCUAUGCAUUUUUAGGAAAGUGGAUCUGAUAUCUACGGUACACUAAACAUUAUAAUAUCUAUCUUUGGUGCCAAACUUUUCAUUUUGAAAAAGAAUGAAUCACUUAUUGACUUUAAUUAUUUGUAAGGUUGCCAAAAGAGCAAAAUUGUUGAAUGUGUGAAAUACACUACUGGGCAUGAGUGUCUUUAAGUCAUUUUGUUUACACAAAAACUAAUCAUCUUUUAAAUUCAACCUUAAUGACAGGAGAUAUGAAUAUACAGUCAUGUAGUUGUAAUUCAUGAGGUAAAAAUACAGACUACAACCUUGUUGUUGAAAGAGACCCCACUAUGAAGAAUGGAAAUAAAAUAUUUUAAUUUCAUAAUAGAGAAUUUUACUUCAAUGAAGAUUAGCCUUCAGUGAAAGCUGUAUUUGGUCACCUGCACUAUGCAUGUCAUUGUUUAAAUGAUAAUAGGAGAAUAAAAAAUAGAUCAGUGAAAUAAGAAUGAAAUUAUUCAAACGCAUUUGUUUGAUCAAAUGCUUAUUUUUAUGUUUCUUGAUUGAACAUCAUAUUGUUUAAUUAGCAAUAGUGUAAAGGCUGCAUUUAAAAAAAAAUCUCAGUGAUGUCUUAGCAUGACAUAUGUCAAUAUAUUGAAUGUGCAAUUAAUUUUUACCUCUUCAUGCUUCUCGUAAAUGUAUUGUUUGUUUCGGUUUUCAGUCUGUUAAAGUGGAGAGUUUAUUUAAGGAUUGUUUGACUGAGCUAUGCCCCUGCGACAAUUGCUUUGCUGACAUUUUGUACAUUAACUAAAUUCCUAUCUACAACCCUGGAGCAAACACAAUACCUAAUCCUAAACCUUCUCUAACAACCAAUGCAUCCCUGAUCCUUUAUUCCUCUCAUAAAAUAAGCCUCAAGCAAUUGUUGCUGGAGCAAAUUUGUGAUAAUAACAACUGUGAAGAAAAGCAGCGUGAAAUUUGCCAUAGUCAUUGAUACAAAGCUAAUACAUUCAUGAUUUAUGUACACAUGUAUAUUUAUUUCAUAUAGGGCCGAUGUAAAAUAUGGUAAAUUUGUAUAAAUCUGUGAAUGCCCUCUUAUCUUUGUCAUGAGUAGCAAAUCAAGUUGUAUUUGUAAAAGUUGGAAUUAAUGCACAGUUAUCUUAUCCCUGGAAAGAUUUGGCUUACCAGUAGAUAGUCUUAUCACAUAUCUUUAGGGUAUUGAAUGCCCAGUGAUUCUGUAAAUAUGCUGCACCUAAUAGCUAUGCACAGUAGAGAUCUAGGAGUACUUCAUAAUGAAUGUGAAUUGUACAAUUAUACUCCUAACACACAAUGUUGGUAUUGAUGUAUUCAUGCAUGUGGGUGUUAAAUUUAGUCUUCUUGAACAAUGUGUGUGGUCAUGAUUAAAACCAUCAGGUGGUCUCACUGGCUGUGUGGUAAGUGAAAGUUGUUCAGUGAUUUUGGUUACAGCAGGGGGGGGGGGGGUUAGAAUCCUCCCUGGUUACAGUAUACAGAUGCAGUACAGUAUCUUUGUUACAUAGGCUCAGUACUAAACCCACUUCAUAUCAUAUCAAUUUAUCCAAAAGAACUUGUUACUUUUGCUUCAAUAUUCCUAUCUUAUGGUGCGAAUGUAGAGUCACAUCACUUUGUCAUAUAUAUACUUGUGAAUCUUUUAUAGUAAUUUUGAGAAAUUAAUAUAUACAUUUUAUAAUGUUUUAGAUGUUGAGAUGUAUGAAAAUCCUGCCUUGUACACAUUAGAGAUAUAUAUUUUAUAACCAGUGCUCUUUCAGGUGUCAAAUAUCUGAUCUGGAUAUUUUUUCUUCUGAGCCCUUUCCUUACUUUAAAUUCUUCUUACUUUGAAUUUUGAAAUGGACAAAAUACUAUAUAAAGGCAUUUUCAACUCUUCACCAUUAUGUUGAGAAAAUGUGGAAAUAUACAGCGUAUCUGUAUUGUGAUUUUACAUAUUUUAAUUGUUUUACAUUUACAACUCAGUGAGAUAUAAUUCACCUUCUUUGUUUGCUUAUUUGAAUAUGCCAGUCUGAUUGUUGAAAGGGGUAAAGUACAUAUACAAUGUCAUCAUUUACAUAUAGGAGUCAUGAUGGAAUGUUGAUUUUGCCUUUAUAGAUUGUCUGUUAUCAUAUUCCAAGUUACUAAGCUUUACUCCUUACAAACUUGUUAGAAGAAGUGCUUUUGGAAUGGUCCUGUUAGUUAAUAUAUUAUACUAUGUGUAAUAAAGUAUAUGAUGAUUGAA
This is a messenger RNA of Strongylocentrotus purpuratus (purple sea urchin), 4994 nucleotides long. RefSeq names its product cysteine sulfinic acid decarboxylase. Gene Ontology annotation, biological process: carboxylic acid metabolic process. The record is from RefSeq and is a predicted model, not a curated record. Lineage: Eukaryota; Metazoa; Echinodermata; Echinoidea; Camarodonta; Strongylocentrotidae. The transcript is spliced from 14 exons. Gene Ontology annotation, cellular component: cytoplasm. Gene Ontology annotation, molecular function: pyridoxal phosphate binding; carboxy-lyase activity. The coding region runs from base 215 to 1990 and encodes 591 amino acids.